CCUGUCCGAAACCCUGCUCGGUUCCUUAACCAACUUGAAUUAAUCUUCCUAUCCGUCCGGCCGACUUUCCACGAAACUUCCACGAAACUUCUUCCCUUCUUUCCAACUUGCUAUGAUCCCAUUGCUUUGAGCGUCCACACACGUUCUCUCGCCAUCUCGAGACAAUGAAGCCGCGCGCUGCGGCCGACUCGACGCUUGAUCAAAGGGUGUUGCAACCUCUUCCAAAUCCAAAAUACACGACGUUGCAUCCGAAUCCGCCCCGCUUACCACCGCCGUCCUCACACCCCCUGCCAUCCCGACGCUACACAACUUUCGAUUGCUAGCCCUAAGCUGCAGACGCAGACGCAGACGCAGCUCCUAGAGACGCACGAGAACAAACUGCGCCUCCUACGGCAGAGCCAUGCCGUCGACAGAGGCUAAUACCGUCGAGGACACGCAAUUGGGCUUGACUGAUGAGGAAAUAAAUCUCCUUCGGUACCACCAAGCUCAAGCCGGCUCAUCUUCGUCGCGUGCCGCUAGUCGCGCCUCCUCCCAAGGUCGUCUUCUCCUCGACAGUUCCAGCCUUGCUGCCCUUGCACGACAUCUUGACCGCCUGAUGCAACAAAUUCAACAGCGUAUCGAGAACCUCAGCAACCAGUGCUCCGUUGUGACUAUGCAGCAGUAUGACCACGCAGGCAAUCUGGUGGACAAUGCCGAUGCUGAAAUUGCGCGCUUUCAGGGUAUUAUGGCUCAGAUCGACGAGCUAGAGCUCGACUUUGACCGCAUUGCCCACAUUAGAGAUAUUGUGAGGGACUACCGCCAGCGAGUCGAAGCCCUAGAACGCGAGCUCGAGAAUUCAAGUUCAUCGCGGCGCGAACACCACCAUUCUCAUCGUCACGGCCACGGCCAUUCACAUCGACGCGAGGCCGGUUCUUCAAGCCAUCGACACAGACACUAAAGGGCGAUUUAAAGAUGACUCGGUUAUAUUGGCAGUUCUGUAGACCAGGGCGCUCAUAAUUACAAGCUGGCGAGAAAAAGAAUUAUAUACCCAGCUCUCUAAUGUAUAUGGAGAGCUAUUACUGGGUUGAGAGCGGGCUUUCACAGGCUGUGGCACGAACAAAUAGAAGCACAAGGUCACACGACCACAGGAAGAUGGCUGGUAGCAUCUAAGUGAUGAUUACGUCGUCGGCGGGACGGGCACAGCACCGCCUAUUUGGAGGGGAGACUGUUCUUCUAUGGCUAUUGGUGCCAUCGGGAGAAGAUGGGAAUCUAUAAUAUUUAUUCUGUCUCAUCAAAGAUGAAUCGGAGCCUCGCGGCUAAGUAAGAAGAAGGGGAUAUAGCCUCACGGCUUUUUACGUUUGUGGGGAAACAUUUACGGCGUUGGAGGGUUUCUUCUUCCUUCUUCCAUCUUCCCUUCUUUUUUUUUAGUUUGAUAAUACCCCCUUAUUUACGAGA
This is a messenger RNA of Hypoxylon fragiforme, 1434 nucleotides long. RefSeq lists its product as uncharacterized. The record is from RefSeq and is a predicted model, not a curated record. NCBI's taxonomy places the organism in Eukaryota, Fungi, Ascomycota, Sordariomycetes, Xylariales, Hypoxylaceae. The transcript has a single exon. Gene Ontology annotation, cellular component: BLOC-1 complex. The coding region runs from base 401 to 937 and encodes 178 amino acids. Gene Ontology annotation, biological process: endosome organization.